Chanos chanos (milkfish) is the source of this 2166-nucleotide messenger RNA. Its product is annotated as PDZ domain-containing protein 4. Gene Ontology annotation, molecular function: protein binding. The transcript is spliced from 8 exons. The record is from RefSeq and is a predicted model, not a curated record. Lineage: Eukaryota; Metazoa; Chordata; Actinopteri; Gonorynchiformes; Chanidae. The coding region runs from base 1 to 2166 and encodes 721 amino acids.
AUGGGCUGUAACAUGUGCGUCGUGCAGAAGCCUGAAGACCAGUACAGAGUCAUGUUCCAGGAAGUGGAGCUGUAUAAGUCUCGGCAUCAGGACAAACUGGGGCUGACUGUGUGUUAUCGCACUGAUGAUGAAGAGGACCUGGGCAUAUAUGUGGGAGAGGUCAACCCAGACAGCAUUGCCGCUAAAGAUGGACGUAUCCGAGAGGGGGACAGGAUACUGCAGAUAAAUGGAGUAGAUGUACAGGAUCGUGAGGAGGCUGUGGCCAUUCUGACCCGAGAAGACAGCACCAACAUCUCCCUGCUCCUGGCCCGGCCCGAUAUAGAGAUUGCUAACAGAUGGGUGGAAAAUGACCCUGAUGACCUGGAUCUGGACCUGUCGUUCGGGGCAGGGUUAGGCAUGGAGCUCCUGGACAACGCCACCCACCUACCCAACCCACACCGAAGCAGAAGAGGCGGGUCUACCCUUGAUGAGGUGGGCGGGGUCAGAGCUCUAUGGCACACAUCACUAAGCAACAGCCAGGAUCUGGACAGCGGAGUGGGACGUACCGAUGAAAGCACCCGUUACGAAGAGUCGUCAGAGCACGACCUGCUAGCUGAUGACCCCACAAGUGCAAGCACCACCAAUGCAACCAACACACCGGGCAGCAUGCGAAAAUUCCUCUCCACCCCUCCUCCACCUCUACAUGGUCGGGAGAUCCACCUCAGCAAUGACUCACUCAUGGGGCUUGAUGCUAGUGCAGGGGGUAGUAUGAGUGGUGGAGUCCAAGAGGCAAGCAGCUUGGUGGUUCCCCUACCAGGACUGACGGAGGCAGAGUUUGAGCGCUACAGGGAGCUGCUGGAGAUCCGUUCCUACUAUGAAAGAAAUGGAAACGCCCUGCUGAUGCUGGGUGGGGCUAUACAAGAAGGCAGAGUUGCGGGUGGAGCAUCACAUGAGGGUGGAGAUGAAGGUGUUGUCUCUUUGGAUGAAAACUGUAACGAGAGUUUGUUAAGGCAUGAGCUAGCCUUGUUGGAGGAAGAAUUGCGCCACCUAGAGUUCAAGUGGCGCAGCGUCUUGCGUGCACAGAAGAUGCAACAGUUACGUGAACGCUGCCUGAGGGUCUGGCCUGCUGAGGAAGAAGAGGAGGAAGAAAAGGGAGCAAAAGCUGGUGGAGGCAGCGAGCCUCACCGCCACGAGCUGUCCGACAUUAACGAGCUUCCGGAGAGAGAGCGGUCGGACAAAGAGAGUACCAGCGCCUACAAUACGGGAGGAGAAAGCUGUCGGAGCACGCCGCUGGCCAGUGAACGGAAUCCCUCCCCUUCAGCACCUGGGGACUCCAACGGUUCGGCAACCAUCCGCCCCCGCGUCCCCCGAAACAGAACCAGAUCACAAAGGUUGGAAAGGGUUGAAAAUAUGAACCAGCCAAAUUCACCUAUCGCUUACAGAAAAUCUGAGGAGCCAGGAAACUACAGCCCGGCGGUCAGGCUGCGCUCUCUGUCUCACACCAGUGGGGGAAGAAGAGGAUCACGGGGCAACAGGGCAGACAGCCAGGAAAUGAGUUUUGAUGGGAGAACAAGUAUGGAAGGGAGAAGGAGUGCAGAGAAUAGCCCCUAUCUGUCCCGCCGGCGUGGGGGGUCUCGUUUGCCGCAACGUUACCAGAGCUGCAUGCAACUAAGAGCUACAGCUGCUCCAGACAGCCCAGGGCAUGCCCCCUUGCCCUUGCCUCAGUUGCCACCUGUGUCCCCCCGCAUGGAGUGGAAGGUGAAGAUCCGAAGUGAUGGCUCUCGCUAUGUUGCUAAGCGGCCGGUCCGAGACCGCCUCCUCAAAGCCCGUGCCAUGAAGAUCCGUGAGGAACGCAGUGGAACCACAACAGAUGAUGAGGCAGUGAGUGAGCUGAAAAUGGGACGGUACUGGAGUAAGGAGGAGAGGAAACAACAGCUGUUACGGGCCCGCGAGCACAGGCGACGGAGGGAGUUUAUGAUCCAGAGCCGCCUAGACUUCCUGCGGGAGAAGGAACGGGAGCAAGAUGCCUCAUCCAUUUUGGAGCUAAGCCAGAGGAAGAGCAUGAAGAAACGCAGUCGCAGAAUCCUGGAUAACUGGAUCACCAUACAAGAACUGCUUGCACAUGGCACACGAUCUGCUGAUGGCAAGAAAGUUUACAACCCUUUACUGUCUGUCACUACUGUCUAA